AUGUCGGCGGGUGAGAGAAGGAAGACGGCGUGCGUCACCGGAGGGAGCGGCUACAUCGCCUCAGCGCUCAUCAAGCUGCUGCUUGUGAAAGGCUACGCUGUCAAGACGACCGUCCGAGACCCCGAUGACACGGAGAAGAAUUCCCAUCUCAAGGACUUGCAAGGACUUGGCCCCUUGGAGAUCAUCCGUGCCGAUCUGAGUGAGGAAGGCAGCUUCGACCAAGCUGUUUCCGGCUGCGACUACGUCUUCCUCGUCGCCGCUCCUCUGAACCUGAUGUCGGCAGAUCCGGAGAGAGAUCAGGUCGAAGCCACUGUCCAAGGAACGCUCAACGCCAUGAGGUCCUGCGCGAGGGCAGGGACGGUGAAGCGCGUGAUGCUGACGUCGUCCACCGCCGGGGUAUCCAGGAGGCCGCUGCAGGGCGACGGACACGUGCUGGACGAGAGCUCCUGGUCCGACGUCGAGUACCUCAGGGCCAACAAGCCACCAACCUGGGGGUACUCGGUGUCGAAGGUGCUCGCGGAGAAGGCGGCGAGUAGAUUCGCGGAGGAGAACGGCAUCGACCUCGUCACCGUGUUGCCCGUGUUCACCUUGGGCGCGGCGCCGGUCUCCAAAGCAGCAUCCAGCGUUCCCGUCACCCUCUCCUUGUUGUCAGGUGAUGAAGCGCAGUUGGCCAUCUUGGAAGGCUUGCAGUCCGUCACCGGCACCGUGUCGAUAACCCACGUGGAGGAUCUCGAUCGCGCCGAGGUGUUCGUCGCCGAGAACGAGUCCUCGUCUGGGAGGUACAUCUGCCGCAGCCACAAUGUCACCAUCUUGCAGCUUGCUGGUCUCAUGGCACAGAAAUACCUGCAAUACAAUGUGAAUGCCGAUCGAUUUCGUGGGUGCCCCGAGCAAUCGAAAGUGUGCAUUUCGUCACAGAAGAUUGUUGGGGAAGGGUUUGUCUUCAAGUACGAGAGCCUGGGUGAGAUUUUGGAUGACCUUGUUGAGUACGGCAGGUGUCGUGGUUCUAAGUCUGACAGUAGAAUAGUGGUAGGAUAA
This is a messenger RNA of Triticum turgidum subsp. durum (durum wheat), 1035 nucleotides long. The record is from the annotation of a GenBank genome assembly. Lineage: Eukaryota; Viridiplantae; Streptophyta; Magnoliopsida; Poales; Poaceae.